AUGAAAGGAUUUAGCUCGGUAUUUUCCCAAAGUUCUCUUGUACCCCUGGCUAAAAUUGCCAAUGCUCCAUCCCGUUCAUUACGUUUAUUAUGGGCUGUUUUCACAGCGACCAUGUUUGUCGGUUUGUGCUCAUGUAUCACCCUGGUGGUCAUUCAAUACUGUCGACAUCAGACUGUGUUCCAACUGGAUUAUUCCGGUAGACAUGUGAUCUAUGACCAAAUUCCCGGCCUCACUUUGUGCCCACAGACACAAGAAGCCAAACGUCUGUUUCAUUUGGCCGUCAGCAUGGAUCCGAAUAAACAUCCGUCUCCAUGGUUGACCAAGAACGCACUCGAUCGAUUUCGUCAACUGGCUCGGGAGCGUAAACCGAACAUGUCGUUCGAGGUGAUCACGCAUAGAAUGCCACCGGGACAGCUUCAGUGGGACACGGAGAAAUCGGCUCUGUCCCCGUUGUACAGUAUGCUGCACAAUUUCAGUGUGCGUUUUGUGAUGCAACCGCCGCAGAUGGGAGACAGUCAUCGAUUGACCGUGAUGGAACAGGUGAGUGUGGUUGGUAUACCAAUGAGGCAUGCAUGGGGUGAGAGCAAUAAUUGUGUAUGUGGAAGGGAAGGUUGA
Messenger RNA from Echinostoma caproni, 615 nucleotides. The record is from the annotation of a GenBank genome assembly. Lineage: Eukaryota; Metazoa; Platyhelminthes; Trematoda; Plagiorchiida; Echinostomatidae.